Messenger RNA from Ostertagia ostertagi, 786 nucleotides. Lineage: Eukaryota; Metazoa; Nematoda; Chromadorea; Rhabditida; Trichostrongylidae. The record is from the annotation of a GenBank genome assembly.
AUGGACCUGGCCCAAUACCUGCUGGCCCAUCCCGAAAUAGAACAUGGCGAUAUCCGUAUCCUCUUCACCCCCGACGAAGAAAUAGGACGCGGCGUGAAUGCAAUUGAUAUGGAAAAAUUAGGGGCUGAUUUUGGUUAUACCCUUGAUGGCGGCGAACGCGGUCACCUGGAAGGCGAAUCAUUUUCGGCGGAUGGCAUGACCGUCACCUUUCAUGGCGUGAGCGCCCAUCCCGGUUAUGCCAAAGACAAGCUGGCCAGUGCGAUCAAAGCUGCCGGACAUUUUAUAGACCUGCUGCCAGCAGAUGAGUGGAGCCCGGAAACGACGGAAGGCCUGACCGGUUUUGUACACCCCCUCGGCGUUAGCGGCACGAUAGAAAAAGCAAGUGUCCAGUUUAUCAUACGCGACUUCGAUACGCAGAUGCUGACCAUGCACGAAAACAGGUUGCGCACCAUUGCCCACAAGGCCUUAGAAAAAUUCCCGAAGGUGAAUGUAACCUUUGAUGUAAAAGAGCAAUACCGCAAUAUGCGCGAAAUGCUGGACCAAUAUCCGCAUGUAAUGGCUUAUGCCGAAGAGGCUUACCAGCGGGCCGGGCUUACCGCAGAACGUAUCAGCAUUCGGGGCGGCACCGAUGGUUCCAGGCUCUCUUUUAUGGGACUGCCCUGCCCCAAUAUCUUCACCGGCGAAAUGGGCAUUCACUCCCGUCAGGAGUAUGUGAGUGUACAGGACAUGGAAAAAGCGGUGGAAGUACUGGUGCAACUGGCCCAGGUAUGGACAGAAAAAAGCUAA